GGGCGCUUCUGCAUCGUGAGAGUUCCCAGAUGCCUCUGCAAGUCCGCGAACCCCCAUUGCAGCAGACACACAUGCGGCAGAGGAAAAGGGCUGCGCGAAGAAAACGCUGGACAGCAGAGGCAGAUGCCAAGAGAAAGAACACCGCGGGAGUUUCUGCGGACAGGGGACCUGUGGACUUCUCCAGCACCCACACGCGUUCCCUCUUUUCACUCCUCUCGCUGUCUGUCGGUGAGCACGGGGAAAACGCCUCCAUUUGUAAAGCUUUCUCCGCUGUCGCCCCAAGUGUACAUACACCGCACAACCCUGUGUAUGUGCGAGUCUGGCAGCGCAUCAGCGGGCGACCACAUUUCCUCGGUUCUCGAGCUCCGCUUCCCGGCGGGCUUGCCAGCCCCUUCUCUUCACUGACACGCCAAGGACAGCUCGAGGAGCCGCGAGGAAGCUGAUUCUCUCCGUUUUACGUCGUCCCGCCACAGAAAAACCGCCCUCCAACGCCGCCUUCGCUUCUGAGGCUCACACCGCCAAGUUUGGGUGUAUGUACACCGCGUUGUCUCAACGCGUCGGGCGCAGGCUGGACAAACGACCGUGCACACCGGGUCGUUUUUUUCCCCGUUUCAGUUCUUCGUCCCGCCUCUCUCGUCUCCUUUUCCGAAUCUAUACGAAGCAGGUUGCCCUCGGCUGUGCCGUGUCGUUUCUGCCUUCUACCGCCUCCGCCUCCCAGUGCGUCGCGCUGGACCUUCUCAGGUGUAGGCGCUAGCUGCUUGUUUUUCCUUUCCGUUUCUCCCUCCUCUUAGUGUGCCCCGUCGCCUCGGCCGACUCAGGACCUCCCCGAGUCGCCCUCGAGACCCGAAGGAUCUGUGAGAGGCGUCAUCCGUGUAUUGCUGUCGCCGCGCUUAGUAACCGCGAGACAAAACGACUACUCAGGCGCUAGGGAUCGAGUGACUUCCGUCCCGAGUGUCGACGUAGCCACACACCGCUCCCCCGGAACUCGCCACUGCGCAGGUCGUCGGAGGCAGCGGCGCCUCUGAGGGAUCGCAAGCGAGACUGGUCAUGCACCUCAGCUGAGGACGAAAAACCUUCGUCUUGGUGGGCGGAAACAGAAGAUCAAGGCCGCGUCAAAGUCGGCAGCGAGGCUAGAGGAGAACGCAUUGGUCUGGAGACGCGGAGUCGCCCCUCUCAGCUCCUUCGCCCUCUGUAGCCAUGGAGGAGGCGACAGCCGCUGUGGCGCGUUGCCACGAAGGAGGAGACGCUUUGCCUGCUUGCCCUGUCGCUGCUGCGCCGCCUUUGGACUUCGCGUCUCUCUAUCUGGCGGAAGGGUCUCUGCACUUCCCCGCGUUCGUCGCGCCCUUCUUGUUGGCGGAGACAGCUGACCAAGUCGUCGAACUCCUCGCUCUUCUCGAGGAGCCAGAGAAACUCGCGAGAGACUACGGACGACUCGGACGCGCGCUGCGCCUUCUUCGCAGGCUGCUGCGAACCGGUAUGGUCGACGCCAUCCCGCUCGCUCAGUGGGUGCACGUCGCCGCGGGUCUCUCUCGCCUCCUCGUGGGCGACCUUGGUGAAAAUGGAGAAGACGGAGAAAGUGGAGAGGACGGAGAAAGUGGAGAGGACGAGAUCGGGGAAGAAAGUGGAGAGGAAGAGAUCGGGGAAGAAAGUGGAGAAGGAUGUGAGGAAGAGGGUGAUGAGGAAGAAGGCGCGGGAGAGGAUGAGGCCGUGAGUGGGAUGGACGAGGAUGAUGAUGUGGAGAGUCGAGCGGAAGGGGGAGACAGAGGUCCAGACAGCCGCCGGGGAGAGGGUGGCCGAGAGUCGAGGAGACAGCGGGCGAAGAUCUUCCUUGUCGAGAGUGAGAACUCCACUGGAGAGGACUCGGGGGAGGAAGACGGGGAAGGAAAACGACCAAGAGGAGGCAGUGCGCGACUGUCGACCUCUCAGCUAAUUCGUGUGUGCGAGGCUCUCGAUGACGUUCUUGAUGUCAUCCGAUCGGGGUACUUGCCGCCGCUGUGGAUGAAGCCGACGGCUUCUUCUCGCUACGCCCAGAGCGUUGCGCCUGCCUCCGCAGCUGCGUCGCCCUGGCGCCAGGGACUGCGACUCUCUCGCCGCGGUGGAGGUACACCGUACGCACUGCCCCGUGAGUCACCGGCGGUGCCUGACAGCGGCGGGGGAGAAGGCGCCGAGGAAGCAGACUCAACGAUGAGAGAUUUGGACGAGAGAGAAGGAAACGAGUUUCGCCAAGAGAAGGAAGGCAGUUGCGUAGGGAAGGAGAGAGAAGAAGACGUCUCUUCAUCUCGAGCAGAAGAGUGCUUAGAGACUCAAGCGCGCAUGGAGGAACGAACUCCGUUGGAAACUUUGAAAAAGCAUCUAAAAUGGAGAUGGAUGCUCCUUCACCUUCUUCGGAGAUUUGACCGCUCGUACAGAGGCCAGGUCGGGACCAGCACUGCUCGGAGAAAGGCUCUCGUCACCGCCCUGGUUCGUCUGGCUUCCGCCUGUCGCCCAUUCUGGGGAUUUUCGCCUGCUUUUUACUCCAGCUCCGAGCCCAACGGUUCUCUCGCAGAUCCGGAUUCGUAUCGUCUCCCGUCUCCUCUCGCUUCCCCUUCUUCUUUCUCCUUCGCUUCUCGCGCGUCGUCUUCGUCUGCUCUUCAGUUCCUGAAGACCGUGGCUGAGUGCCGAGAAGAAGCGGAUCUGGCGUCUCUGGUGAUGCACGGCGUGAGACACGGUACGUUGUUUGAGGCUCUGGACUUGCUGGUGCGGACGACGAACCUGACGAGCGCGCGGCUGUUUCUCCGCUUUCGCCUGCUUCUUCUCUUCGCGCCUCCUCCCUUCUGCUUCUCGCUGGUUCGCGACGGCCGGCUCAUGCGCCUCUGGGGGUGGGUCGACGGCGCGUUUGCGCCUUCCUGGGACGCGCUGUUUGUCGUCCUGCUCUUCCGCGCAUGCAAAUUCGGCUGGGCAACGGGGCGACCGCUCUCGUGCAGUCUGCGUCGCCUUCUGCCCUUCCUCUUCCAGAUCCUCUUGCGCGUAUUUCAGCUACCGCACUCAGCCCCCGCAGCCGCCGCGACGCUCAAGCGCCAGCGAGAGACGAUUCCUGGAGAGUUCACUCCGCUCCUGGAGAACCAGUUCCAGACGCCUUCGCAAAUGGCCAAGGUCCUCGCGUUGCUUCUGGAACCUCUGCCCGCGGGGGAGGAGGCCGGGGAAGUGUGUGGAAGAGGACGGGAGCGGAAGAAGGUCGAGCGGCCCCUUUUUUCCGCGGGUGGAGAAGAGACGCAUUCGGAGGAGAAGUCUCUCGAGGAAGGCGAGGGAAUGACCGCCUUCAAACUCCUCGAGUCCCUCCUCUCCACUCUGCUCAUCUACACACACCCCUCGUCAGAUGGCGGCCGCGGAGCCGCAGCCAUCGGCGCGUUCCUCAACGCCUUCAUUUCGGCUUAUAUCCGGAGAAUCCAACGCGAACGGCUCGGAGAGAACGUCGUGCGGCGCGCCUGCGGACGCCACCUUUCUGGCUGCUGUCUCGGUCGGUGCUCUGCAGGCAGGCGGGACCCGGAGAGAAAGGAAGCAGAUGAAGCGAGCGAGAGAGGAGGAGAAGAAGACGCAAGAGAAACAGGAAAGGGAGGGAAGUCCUGCGAGUGCUGCUGGUGUCGAGAGGGCGCGACGCCUGGAAAAGAGUUUCUCUGUCGAAGACUCGGACGCCGGGAAGACGAGAAGGUCGUGCAGCUCCUCGCGCCGAUCUUUCUGCAGGGAAUGUUCAGCAAACACAUGGCUGUCGCUUCCUGCUACGAGGACGGCAUGAAGCUUCUUUGUCACUUGCAACCUGAGACGGUGGUAGAGGGCGUUCUUGAGCGCGCAGCAGCCAGCCUGGAAACUGUGACAGAAGCGAACCACACAAACACCGUCCAGCUGCUGUCGCGGAGCGCUCAGACUCUCGUCAAGUUCGCUCCCUCCGCUGUGCCGACGAUCCUCUCGCUGACGCUGCCGGGCCUCGAUCCCGCCGAUCCCCUCAAGACUUUCCUCACGCUCUCUUUCUACACCGUCCUUUUCUCCUACAUUCCCCUCAUCGACUGCUCCGGCGUCUCCGACUCGGUCAAAAGAGACUUCCAAAGGCGCCUGCGACGCGCAUACCUUCCGCGACAGGCGCUCCAACCUUGUUCUUCUCGUUCUUCCUCUCGCUUCCAUUGUUAUUCUUCGGUUGCUUCGCAAGAGGCUGCGGUGUGUGGGGAGUGCGCAGCGGUUUUGCCUGAGGCGCUGGCUGCUGCCGGCGGCCCUCGGCAAUUUGUCAAUUUGACGAAUUACCCCGGAAGUUUUUUGCCUGAGUCUGCGCCGGAAGAAGGCGAAGGACGUCUGCGACGUCCCGAUACUUCUGAUUGCGGCCCUGUCUCACCUGACUCGUCUGACUCGUCUGCCUCGUCCCCGCGCUUUGUGUUGUUUGGAGAAGACGGAGAGAAGACGAGCCAGGCAAGAGAAGGCGAGAGGGUACGGGACUCUCGGGGACUGUACAGAGUGCAGGCAGACUGCUGGCAACACAAGAUGCUCGUCGACGAAGAGUUUUUCUCCACGUUGGUUUCUCAGAGAGAGGCUGCCUCGGCGUUCCUGCCCGAAUGGGUCGAUGCUUGGUUCGAACAGAUUCUCCAACUCGUCAAACACAGCGGCAAACCUUCGGAGAAGAGCGGCGGACCGUUGGCGCGCCUCGACCGAGGGACGACGGCGAUUUUGCGAGCCUGUGUGGGGGCAGUCGUGUGUCAAGUGGACGAGACUGUGGCGGGGCGUUUGAUCGACAAGUUUAUCUCGUGGACAGAAACCUCUUUUUUCGGAGAAGCGGUCAAACAGGCGCAGAGCCUCGCAGUGCCCCUGGCCGCGGCGAUGCCCCGCCAAAUGCUCGUGAAGCUUGUGCGGCGCGUCUGCAAGAAGCUUCUCGCGGAUGACGCAGCGCCGAGCGCCUCUGGAGAGCAGACGCUGCGCCUGACGCAGGACGGAGACGGCGCCAGCGAACUGGACGAAGAAGACAAGGCCUCGAGAACUUCUUCUGGAUUCCACGUUCCUGCGAGUCGUCUCCGAACCGGUGUGAGUCAACAGGCGGUCGUGUGGAACAUGCGCCUGGUGUGCGCCUCAGUCCGGAGCGCAGGGGCGGAGCUGCUGGACUUCUCCACCGACUUGUUUCGCCUCGCGCAUGCAUGUUUCCAACAUGAAAGCAAGGAAGUCUUCAAACUCGGCGCGAAGCUGCUGCGGCGCUUGCUCGAGGCUUCUCUCGGCGUGUAUCCCUGGAGGCUGUGCGGCCAGCGCUGCAUGGGGGCCGACGAGUGGCGCGCGGAGACGCGGAGACUCUUCGUUCUGCGCUGGGGUGAGCCUUUCUGGCUGCAACGCGGCGCGGAAAAGAUCGACUGGCAUGUCCCGAGCGAGGCGGAGGCGGAGUUCGCGACGAACGCUGUCUCCUACGGACUCCUCGUGUGCAAGUUCCUCCUCAAAGACGUCUUCCCGCCUACGCCAGACUCCCCCCAGUCCCCUCCACGUCCUUCCUCGCCAGGCGUCUCCGUCCCUCGAGCGGUGUCGAGCUCUCCACCCUUGUCGUCGUUCUCUGCCGACUGGAAGGCGUCACCGGAGUCGCCAGGCGUUUGCCUGAGAGUCUCAGAGCAAGAGUCGGCGAGUGGCGAAGGCGACGUGGAGGCGGCGAGGAGGCGCAGAUCGAGAUUUGCGCCUCGAAAAGAGAAGCCUUGGCACCCGCAUUUCGAGGACUUCCGUUCCAUCCCGUUCCCCGCUUCCUUCUUCCCCCUGGGGCCUGAGGAAGCUUCUCCGCGCGGCCGCGCCUCUGCAGACGCGCAUGCUUCGUCUCUUCUCGCCAGUCCAAGCACGGAGUUCGUCACGACUUGCAAGAAGCUGGGCGCCGCCGCUCUGCUUGCUCGCGCUCUUCUUCUCUGUCGCUCUCUGCUGAAAGGCGCUGCUGUUCUGUACCCCGACGAGCUUCCUCGCCAUGGCAACGGUCUCCCCCUUGUCUCGCCCCUUGCCUCGGAAGAGAGGGGACUUUUCUCGCGCGACACGGAAAGGCGAACAAGUCGAGGAGAGCAGGAACUCGGUGCGGAGGCGGACCAGCAGUCUGAGCGUCACCGCGGAGGCUUCUGCGUCGCGCCGCUUGUGAACUUCUCCGCCUCGCUGGUUCUCCGCAUCGACCAUGUCUUCCUCAGACGAGAAGAGAGACAGCCGAGACGCAUGCCGAGAGGCCAAGUCCCAGGCGAACGCGCCGGGGACAACGAAGCCUCCGAGUCGCCCUCCGGUGCUCGGACGUCUCCUUCGACGCUUGCUUCUGCAAAGGCUUCUGCUUCGUCUCAUUCUGCUUCUUCGUCUUCUUCGUCGUCUUCAGCUGUAGCGCUGGGCCUCGAGGAGGCGAAGCUGCAGAAGAAGCUUUUACGACUCGCCUGCCAGCUGCUGGUACGCGUGAGCAGCGGCGCUGCUCUGGAGAGCUGCAAGGGCGCUCGCGGCGGCGACGCAGAAGCGAAAGGCGGAAUUGCCGGCAAAGACGCAAUUGGGUAUUUGUCCUGUAACUCCGGCGUGCAUGCGUUCUCGUAUCUCUGCGACGUUCCUCGAGGGGUGUGGACGCAGACAGUCGUUUCUGCGUGGUCGCGGCGAGUAGCGGCGAGGAGAAGUCAACACCCUUUCGCCGGGUGGAGACGGCCUGUGGUGCUCCUCGUCGCCCGUCUCGCAGCGUACCACUAUGCCGAAACGCGACGCUACGCCCAGCAAGUCCUGCGAGAGUCGUUUGGAGUGAUCUGCGGCGCUCGACGUUUCGUCACUUCUCUCCUUCUUCGCGACUUGUCGGAGGAGUGCGAAAAGCAUCUCCAGAGAGAACGCGAGAUCGCGGAUGGUCGUCACUUGCUUUCUCCUACCUCUCUCGCGUCUCCGCGACUUCCCUCCCCGACAGCCUCUCCUUCGCCACGGCCUUCGUCUCCGCUUCAGUCCGAGACUGAAAAAAGCGAGAAGCAAGCAGGAAACCUCGACGUUCCGUCGCCUGCGCCGUCAGUCAGCAGGCCGCCCAGUGAAAUCGACUCCACAGCGGAGCUCUCUGGGCCCAGCUCCGACGCUCUCGUCUCGCCAGUCACGGCGCUUCUGCCUCCUGAUGAGGCCGGAGAAGGCCCAGCUGGAGCUGGAAGCGCUUCUCCUUCUUCUCCAUCGCCGGACGCUGCAGAGACGCCGACGGACGCAGAAGAAGACGGAGAAGGAUUUGCGGCAGUCAAUGCUACCGCUGGUCCAGGAAACGCGUCUUCGCUUUCCGUUGUGCGGACGCAUGCAGAGAGCGACUCGGAGGAUCUCUUCUACGCUCAGCUCACAGGCGUAGCCUACACACUGACCAGCGAGUCAUUGAUGAGGCGAGUGUGGGGUGACGAGGCUCUCGCGGCACUGGCUCUGCGAACGCUUCUCCUCGUUUUCCAAGUCAAGAUCGGCAAGGAUACAAUUCCGCACCGGUGGGUAGCGCUGACGCAUGCGCUGCUCAACUGCCGUGAGAAAUUCCGACGAAACGCGCGUUUUCAAAAGCAUCUGGUGAAGACUGUGCUGCUGCCACUGCUCGCGCGCCUGCUGCAGAAAUCUGUCGCUUCUUCGCAGCUUCUCUGCCGGACGCCGCGGGUGGACAGACAGCCGAGUUGUCACUGGCGUUUCGUCCUCGUCGCCACAUGCGUCUCCGUUUGUCUGAAUGGGCCGCCUGUCCCCGAAGCUCUCCCCGCGUACUCUCAGUGGCUGCUCCAGGCGAUCGACAGUCGCAUGCAUCCACCUCUCCUCAACACGGUCGCCAUGUUCGGCCUCAUGCUCCUCCUCAAGUUCUUCCUCAAACACCCGCAGAAAGAGAUUCCUGAAUCCUUUCUGACUGCGCUUCACUCGUCGUCGGUGCUGAAGAAGUGGAUUGCCUCCCAAGUGAUCGUCCACCACGAGAACGCGAGACCCGCAGGCGCCAGCGGCAUGGGCCGACACCAAGGCUCAGACAGUGCGUACCAGCUGGUGGUGGAUGUGAUCAAGAUCGAUCGAAGUUGGCCUUCGUCUCGAACCAGUCGCGUCUCCAAAGCGCUUUCUCUCCACAACACUCUGUCUGCGAAGACGUUCUUUCAGUUUCUCCUCGCCACCCGAGGACGUCUCGCUGCGCUGCCGCCCGGCACCGCUCCCGGCGGCGAGGCGACGGAGACUGGGCGCGUCUGCGAGGAAGAAAACGGCGCAGGAAGAAGAGGCGAGAGCGUCUUUUCGCUCUUCCGGACGCUCGGCGAAGAACUCCUUGCGCUGUCUGCACACUCGAGCAGCGAGGUCGAGUACCACAUUGCGAUCGUCGAAAUCGUCGCCGGCGCCGCAGCAGCUCUGCGCAAGGAAGGCGACGAGGAAGUUCGCAGCGAACUCUGGAAGUCUCUUUGGCCUGCGAUGGCUGCGGAGUACAAGCAGCUGGACGAGGUGCGUCUCCUCGCUUGGCUGGACGCCAUCCGCUUCGCUCUGCAACGUCCAGAAAAGAAAUUCCGCGUGAGGCGAGAAAACCAGUCGGCGAACGCAUGCAUAGAGAACAAUCGAGAAAAAAAGAGAGUCCCCGAAGAAGAACAAAUGCGCAGACUUCUCCCCCUGGUCAACUUCUGCAUCCACGCGACGACGGCUGCGCCCAAGAUGGACGCUCUCGCGACUUUCCCUGCAGUUGACGAAAGAGAAUUCGCUUCUUCUUCCUUUGAACUCACUCGCCAGCUUCGUCUCUAUGGCGGCCUCCUAGUUGCAAUCAUGACCGAGUCUCACCUUCUCUCGUGCAUGGCUUCUCGCUCUCCUUCCUCUUCUUCCUCUUCUUCCUCUCCUUCGUCCUCUUCUUCUUCUUCCUCUCCUUCGUCUUCUUCGUCCUCUUGUUCGUCGGCGGAGUCAGGUGGAGGCCGUGAUGCCGCGUCCUCGCCCUGCAUGUGUCUCUGUCGGACUUGUACAGCAGCGGCGGUGAUCCAAACAGGCUUGCCCAUCAUUCGCAAGAGUCUGUUGCAUCCCUACAAGCAGGUUCGAGAGGAAGUCUCUCGUCUGGUCAGCGUCGUCAUCUGCCUCGGCAACGACGAAGAUCUCCGGCAGGUUGAGCGCGAGAGGGCCUCUGUGCAGGCGGAGUAUCUGCAGGGGCGACAGAGGACCUGCGCGUCUGCGUCCCGCGGCUCGCAAGAACAAGCAGUGGACGAGACAGCGCGCAAGAGAGAGGGACUUCGACGAGACAGCGAGCAGAGGGUCGAACGAACCGAUGGCCCGCAGCAGAGACAGGCGACAUGCGCAUGCAGUAUCGCUAAAUACAGAAGUGAACUUCAGGCGCUUCUUCUCACGCGCACUGCCGCUCUCGCGCCUGCCAUCGAUGCGGACACAGGUCCUGUGGGUGCAAGUCAGCCUGGAGAAAGCAAGACGCCGUUUUUGUGUGGAAGCGCGACGAUUCUGACGACAUGUUUCUACUUGCUUCUUCAACACGACGCGGGACUGCUGGCUGCCUGCGCAGCUGGCGGGACGCAUGCACUCGACUGGUGCAUGAGUGCGUCGGCGACGUUUUUGGCGACGUCGAAGCGCCGAGAGCUGACAGAGAAGCUCGAAGGUCCAGACUCUUCUUUUCUUUGGGCUGCGUCCGCCCUGCCCGAAAACGACGGAGAGGUCGGCCGAGACAAUCCACGGAAAGAGGCGAAAGGUGAAGAAGAAACGACGGUGGGGGCAUUCGACGGAGACCGAGCCUUUCUGGAGAAGCUCGGCCUCUCCGGAGGGCCUCUGAUGUUUCUUUUGGUCGCGACGAAACACCCAGAUCGGGACAUUCAGAGUCUCGCGGCGACGGUGGCCAAGCUGCUGUGUCUGCAGCCUCUGCAGCCACAGCUUCUCCGAGACUUCUCAGCAAGAAACGGGAGUCCGCAAGCUGAGAAGAAACGCGACGACGUGGAGACGGAAACGACCGAAAAGCAAGAAGACUUAGGAGACGAGUUCGCGAACCAAGUUGAAGAACUCGCAAAGGCGCCCGUCACUGUCCAAGUCCGCCAGCUAGUUGAAGCCUUCGCUUCCUAUAUGCGCCACCCUUCGUGGAAAGUCCGCUGCGCUGCAGUUCGCCUUUCAGAGCUUCUGGGAUGCCAGUAUCGCAUGCUUCUGUGUGGAAGUCAGACGUAUCGGCGCUUGGUGGAGAUCGGCAUCGCCGGCCUUCAAGACCCUCAGCCGGAGGUGCAGCAGGCGGCGAAAGUUGCUCUUUCUUUUCUUCUUCUGUCUUGUACAGAUCAGGAAUGCAGGCAUUACACGCAAGUUUUCCUGGAGAUCGCUGGGCCGUCCGCGCCGACGCCUCACGCGUCUGAGCGCCGAAGACGCCUGGCGCAACCGAACGAAGGAGGUCCGAGCGAAGGAGUUAUCCAACUGCAUGCAGUCUCUUCGCCAGGCGAUGGCGCAUGUCUGAAGCCCUCGAGGAAUCCUCUUGCAGGCGUUCUGGGCCUCGCGGCUCUCGUGCAUGCAGCGCCUUUCCACGUUCCAGACUGGCUGCCAGAGACGAUCACAUGUCUGGCAAAAUACGCCAACGCGAAGAUGAGCGACGCCAUCCGGCGCCAGGUCGAGAAGACACUCCAGGAGUUUUACCGAACUCAUCAGGACGCAUGGCAACAACUCCACGUUCACAAGUUCUCCUCCGAACAACUUGAUGUCUUAGACACCUACAAAGGUCGUCCGACGUAUUUUGCCUAGGGAAACAGAGCUGAAACACGGCGGGGUGCGGUGAGCCUUUGCAAGAUUCAAUUUGUGCAAAGCCAUCUGUGAAGGAAGUCGUGACUUGCUGCUUUGCGAUCCAGCGUGAAGUGACAGGAGGAAACACAGAGGCAGGAAAAAGCUGCCUCUGCAUGGAGAGCUGAUGUCUUUCCGUGCUUGAGAAAAUGAUUGAAGUACGCAUGUCUUUGUUCGAGGGCUCAUUCAGUCGCUUCUGUGUACAGAACCUUCUGUACCUUUUUUCCUAGUUCCCUGUGGUAGCAUCUUUGGCGGCCUGGAGUUCUGAAACAACAUUCCGAUUCCGCGUCCAGCGCAUGUGUCUGCACCUUGCAGAACCGCUUUUCGGUUUACCAGUCCAAACAGGGGAGGCGGGCUGGACUUUGUUGCUGCUGUGGUGUACUGACAGCCGUGUAUGGGCGUCUCUCCAGAAAAUGUACGGGAAGAACUAUUUUCUGAUGUCUCUGUUUCAGUUUAAAAUUCGUUUGACUAGAUGUUGUACCGUUGCGUUGGGGCAUACACGGUUACAGACGGUGAGUCUGUGUAUUCGCAUUGGAUGUAGCUCAGAUCGCACAAGCGCAGAGGCACUACGAUACCUAGGGUGCAUCACCACCUCUCUGAACUGUCUGAGACAGGUACAUGUAAUGAAACAUAAUACUCGGC
Toxoplasma gondii ME49 is the source of this 11325-nucleotide messenger RNA. RefSeq lists its product as hypothetical. Gene Ontology annotation, molecular function: peptidase activator activity; proteasome binding. The coding region runs from base 1198 to 10647 and encodes 3149 amino acids. Gene Ontology annotation, biological process: proteasomal ubiquitin-independent protein catabolic process. The record is from RefSeq and is a predicted model, not a curated record. Gene Ontology annotation, cellular component: cytosol; nucleus. The transcript is spliced from 16 exons. NCBI's taxonomy places the organism in Eukaryota, Apicomplexa, Conoidasida, Eucoccidiorida, Sarcocystidae.